Dermacentor silvarum is the source of this 529-nucleotide messenger RNA. RefSeq names its product UPF0047 protein YjbQ-like. The coding region runs from base 1 to 483 and encodes 160 amino acids. The transcript has 2 exons. The record is from RefSeq and is a predicted model, not a curated record. NCBI's taxonomy places the organism in Eukaryota, Metazoa, Arthropoda, Arachnida, Ixodida, Ixodidae.
AUGUUGCUGACGUAUCCGUCGCGGACCGGCCUCCGUCGGAGUGAAGGCCAGUCGCCGGCCGAACGCGUCACGGUCGAUCAUAUUCAUAUACAACAUCGGGGCGGCCAUCUGAUAACGGACGAGGUUGUGAAACAAGUGCCAGAGAUUUCCCAGUUCGCCGUCGGCCUCUUUCACAUACAGAUUAUGCACACAUCUGCAAGUUUGGCAUUGAAUGAGAACUGGGAUCCAGAUGUUAGAGAUGAUGUAGAGAACUUCAUGAAUAAAUUAGUACCGGAGAAUUUACCUUACCAGCACUCCUGUGAAGGCCCUGAUGACAUGCCUGCCCAUAUCAAGGCUAUUCUGUUUGGGUCGAGCCUGACCAUUCCGAUCACGGAUGGCAAGCUCAACCUGGGCACCUGGCAGGGCAUCUGGCUCUGUGAGCAUAGAAACAGGGCAGGCUCCAGGAAAGUGGUGGUGACAAUCAAUGGCUCCUUGAAAGACUGAAGGAUAGAGUGGUGUGAUGACUACGCAGACUUUGCCCCAGGACAGC